CCCACCCCACGAGCCGGAAGCCCGUCGUCACCGCCGGGCGGCCAAUGGCGAACCCCUGAUGUGUCCCCUGCUGCCGCGAGGCGCGAUUGGCCGGCUCGAGCCGCCGGCGCCGCAGAUUGGCCGGCGCCCGCCGGUUGGAUCCAUUCAAACGCGGCGCGGGCGCGAGCGACGGCGGCCGGCAGCGCUCAGUCCGCCAUGGCUUCGCAGAACGCUGACCCCGCCGCGCCGCCCGUCCGCAAGGGUCCCGAGCCCGGCCCCGGCCCCGCCCGCGGAUCCGUCGGCAAGAGGCUGCAGCACGAGCUCAUGACGCUGAUGAUGUCGGGGGACAAGGGUAUCUCGGCCUUCCCCGAGUCCGACAACCUGUUCAAGUGGAUCGGCACCAUCGAUGGCGGGGCCGGCACGGCCUACGAGGGGCUGCGCUACAAGCUGUCCCUGGAGUUCCCCAGCGGCUACCCCUACAACGCGCCGGCCGUGCGGUUCCUGACGCCCUGCUACCACCCCAAUGUGGACGCGCAGGGCAACAUCUGCCUGGACAUCCUCAAGGACAAGUGGUCGGCGCUGUACGACGUGCGCACCAUCCUGCUCUCCAUCCAGAGCCUGCUGGCAGAGCCCAACGUGGACAGCCCCCUGAACACGCAUGCGGCCGAGCUCUGGAAGAACCAAGCAGCCUUCCAGAAACACCUGCGGGAAGCAUACACCAAGCAGGCGAAGAGCCAGGAGACCUGACGCCCGCCCGCCCGUCCCUGUGUGUGUCUGGGUUUGUCCCCUGUAUCAUAGGCUGUCGUUAAGUUAAUUCUGUCGUCGUGCCCACGGUUAACAUAUAAAUAAACACACGUGUUUUU
Molecule: messenger RNA, 842 nt
Organism: Gavialis gangeticus (Gharial)
Lineage: Eukaryota; Metazoa; Chordata; Crocodylia; Gavialidae
Gene: UBE2C
Product: ubiquitin conjugating enzyme E2 C
Exons: 6
Coding region: 196-726 (176 amino acids)
Source: RefSeq, a predicted model, not a curated record